AUGUCGCAGCCGCAACCACUGCCGCUGCUGAUUCUGUCACAGCAGCAGUCACAGCCGUUUCUGUUGCAAUUAAAACUGCCGUCGAUGCCGCAUCUAUUAUUAGCGUCUGCUGAUAUCAUCUGGUGGAUAGGGGAGCAAAAGGGCUGGUCUAAGCGAAAGAUUUCCCGCAAGGUGAAGCGGCAGCUGCGGGAUGAGCUGACUGAGCGAAAUCAGGAGCAGUACAUCAAUAUCCAGCCCGCCGAUAAUCUCAAGUGCAUUGUCAGGCUGAGCGGCUGGUCGCGAGGCAAAAUUGAGCGCAAAACCAGACAGAGGAUGCGCGAUGAGUUGGCCGCGCAGCAGCAACAAAAGCAGCAGCAGGACCAGCAGAAUGGUCAGCAGCAGCAAGUAGCCGCAACAGGCGUUAAUACAAUUCCAGAGCCCGAGUCUACAGUGACGCUCAAGCCCAAGAUCAAGACCAAGACCAAGACCAAGACCAAGACCAAGCUUGUGCGCAAGAAUCAAUCUGUCCCCCCUUCUUCUCUUCAAAAGAAGCAGCGAACAGAAUGGUAUCGUCAGCCAUAGUGGUCCAUUGCCACUAGGUUUUAAACCCUUUUUAGGUUGCUAUGCAGUCCGUGGGAAGAAUGUUGUUUUGCAGGAUACUUGUCUUAUUCCUUUAUUUUGUGAUCAUUUUGGUUAAUUGAUCAGCAGCAACAGCAACAGAAAAACCACAAAAGCACAGAAAAAUAUUUAAUGUUUAAUGCGUCAGCAUUGCGUACUCUGCAAAGCAAAGCAUUUUGUGUACUGCUGCGGCGAAAGCACACCCCACCAUGCCAUGCUGUUGAUCAUAGGCAUUAGAGAUCAGCCGGGAUAAUCUCAGAAUGGUUUCGCUUGCCACAAACGCCAGCAACAACAGAUUUUUUGAACAAAUGCUUAUAUAGCUGGAAAAGGGCGGUCAUUGCAUUUAUUUGCGCUAUGUGCGCAUACAAUUCCUCUUUUUUUCUUGUCCA
Messenger RNA from Kickxella alabastrina, 986 nucleotides. RefSeq lists its product as uncharacterized. The record is from RefSeq and is a predicted model, not a curated record. The transcript has 3 exons. The coding region runs from base 1 to 561 and encodes 186 amino acids. NCBI's taxonomy places the organism in Eukaryota, Fungi, Kickxellomycota, Kickxellomycetes, Kickxellales, Kickxellaceae.